This is a messenger RNA of Sebastes umbrosus (honeycomb rockfish), 1388 nucleotides long. RefSeq names its product platelet-derived growth factor receptor-like (gene pdgfrl). Bases 175 to 1275 code for a protein of 366 amino acids. The transcript has 6 exons. The record is from RefSeq and is a predicted model, not a curated record. NCBI's taxonomy places the organism in Eukaryota, Metazoa, Chordata, Actinopteri, Perciformes, Sebastidae.
UCUUCAGGUCUGAGGAGAGGGAGUCAACAGAAGUCUCUGGAGUUAUUUCCCCUUUUUGCUCUCAGUCUGUGAGGAUGGAGUUGGAAGUCUAAACAGCUGGAGCCUGCAGAGUUCCUACUGAACCCCUCACCAAAAACUCCCCGAUCUCUCCGGCCAUCCCGUCAGCACACUAUCAUGAAGCUCUGGGUUGUGCUUUGCCUGGUACUGCUCUGUUUGGAGCUCCAAAAUGGCGUCUGCCAGCAAGUCAAGCGCAGAAAAGACGUAGGAGAGAACCGCAUCCGUCCAAGUGGGAAACGGAUGAAGGUGCGACACCCCAAACUAAAAGAUGGAGGUGUGAAAGGCCAGUCCCUGUUAACCCAGGUUUUGGAUAAGGGACGCUUCCUGCGUCUGGGCCAGACCACUACUCUGACUCCUGGGAGGAACAUGGAGCUGCGCUGCAAAGGCAGUUCCAUCGGGUGGUCGUACCCGACCUACCUGGACACCUUCAACGACUCGCGCCUCAGCAUCAAGCAGAGUGACAAGUACAGUCAGCUGAUCCUGACGUCGCCCUCUGCUGCUGACACGGGGCCCUACAGCUGCUGGGUGAUCGUGUGUGACGGCACAGAGUGCGAGAAGGACCACGAACGCGCCUACGUCUCAUACAUCUAUUUCACAGACAGAGACAACCUCUUCGUCCCCUCUGCCAUCCACUUUGAGAUCGUGUACCUGCGCCCCGACAGGCCCUCCGUGGUUCCCUGCCGCGUGACCGACCCGCAGGCCAAGGUGUCCCUGCACAGAGAAGUCCCUCCGGAGGAGAUCAUGACCAACGGCACGCAGGUGACCUACGACCCCACCAAGGGGUUUGUCCUGCAGAGCCCCAGCCAAGAGCAUCAGGGGGUCUUCUACUGCAAGGCCGUGACCAGGGGCACCCCGCAGAUCUCCACAAAGUACCAGCUGCUCUAUGUGGAGGUUCCUAGUGGAGCACCAUUUGUGAGCCUCGAAGCCUCUCCGCAGACUGCGACAGGAGGCGACAACAUCAAUGUGACCUGCACAGCGCUGGGGGAGCCGGAGGUGGACGUGAGCUUCACCUGGACUUUUCCUGGUCAGGACCGUCGCCCAGUUCACAUCCAGACUUCCUGGAGGCUGGUUAACAGAGGUUUGAGCCACACCACACGGGUCUCCCAGAGCGUCAUGACUGUAGAGGAUAUGGAGACCAUCGACUUUGGAAACUACAUCUGUAAAGCUAAGAACCAGCACGGCGAGACAAUCGUGACGACUAGUAUCAUCUCCAAUUAGCCCCGGCAACACGGCAACCAGCAAGACCCGACGAAAUCGACAUGUAUAUACAUAAAAAUGUGUGUAUUUUUAGAUCCCAGAUUGUGAUAACAAUAAAGAUUUGCUACAUCUUU